AUGGUAGUCCAUGCCCGUCGUAAGAGGCGACCAAAAUGGACAUAUGGAAGGCAACGGGAAACCACCAUAUUAAUAUUCCAAGUAACAGCAAUCAACAUGACAGCUUCUCAAGUAAAAUAUUCCGGAGGUAAAAUAGUCCCCCAUUCGGAUCUCCGGGUGGGGACUACGAGAGGAGAAAGAAAUGUUAAAGAAUAUAAGGAAUACAAAUUCAUAGCAACUUGGAACGUAAGAACGUUAUUACAGUGUGGAAAGUUGGAAAACCUGAAAAUGGAAAUGAACAAGAUGAAAAUUGAUAUCCUUGGAAUAUCAGAAAUAAGAUGGCCGAACCCAGGAGAUUUCUGGAGCGGAGACUACAGAAUAAUACAUACGGGAACAGCAGAGAAGAGACCAGAUAUAGGAGGAGUAGGGCUGAUAGUGAAUAAAACCCUAGGUGAAAAAGUUAAAGGCUACAUACAAUACAAUGAGAGAAUCAUACUAGUCAGAUUUCAGACAAAACUAAAGGACACAAUUGUAGCUCAGGUGUAUAUGCCAACAACAAAUAGUAGCGAUGAAGAGUUAGAAGAAGUAUAUGAAAAUGUAGACAAAUUAAUAGAAAGUAUCAAAGGGGAGGAAAAUCUGAUAGUAAUGGGUGAUUGGAAUGCCAUUGUUGGGGAAUAA
Messenger RNA from Aphis gossypii (cotton aphid), 657 nucleotides. RefSeq names its product craniofacial development protein 2-like. Gene Ontology annotation, molecular function: catalytic activity. The record is from RefSeq and is a predicted model, not a curated record. The transcript has a single exon. NCBI's taxonomy places the organism in Eukaryota, Metazoa, Arthropoda, Insecta, Hemiptera, Aphididae. The coding region runs from base 1 to 657 and encodes 218 amino acids.